Triplophysa dalaica is the source of this 994-nucleotide messenger RNA. RefSeq names its product apolipoprotein O, a (gene apooa). The transcript has 10 exons. NCBI's taxonomy places the organism in Eukaryota, Metazoa, Chordata, Actinopteri, Cypriniformes, Nemacheilidae. The coding region runs from base 79 to 789 and encodes 236 amino acids. Gene Ontology annotation, cellular component: MICOS complex. The record is from RefSeq and is a predicted model, not a curated record. Gene Ontology annotation, biological process: cristae formation.
UCCCAAUUUAGAGUAAUAAAACUGCACCGUCUUGUUAAUAACUGUAAUCUUUGUUGUAAUGCGCUUCAUGAACACUAGAUGGUGGUAAUAGUGAUGGUGUGCUCGCGGCUCACGCAUCUUAGCGGUGAAGAAGACUAUCGGACCAUGUACAAGGUGGGAGGGGUAGCUGGAGUCUCGGGGGCUCUGGGAAUGUUAUCGGCCUCUUUCCUGGCCGGCAGCAGUGAUGAUAAACCCAGCACAGCUCUGAGUGUGGACGAGUUGUCUCUCUACACGACACCGCAGGAGAGGUUCAGAUAUGUGGAGCCUGAGAGAGGGCAGGUGGAAGAACGUGUCGCCACAUUAAGAAAACUGGCAGAGCCUUAUACAGCCUUGUGCCAGCAAACAGCCGGCUCAGCCAGACAGAAAGUUCAGGGUGUCUAUGGAGCAGUGAAACUCAGGUUGGACAGUACUGUACAGUUUGGACAAAAUAACUAUGCCUACCUGAAGAACCCUCCACCUGAGUUUUACCCAAGAGCGGGGGUCAUUGGCUUCGCUGGGAUCAUUGGACUUUUCCUUGGAAGAGGGUCCAGGCUGAAGAAACUUGUCUACCCCAGCGGACUCAUGGCCGUGGCGGCGUCUCUUUACUAUCCAAAAGAAGCUGUAACUAUGGCAAAGGGAACAGGGGACACUAUGUAUGACUGGGCCCUGCAGGCAUUUGUAGCUGUGGAGAACUUGUUAAAAGAUAAGCCCAGAGUUCAACAGAAGGCCGGUCUAGCCGAAAAGAAUUCUAGUGGAGACACCAAAGCUUAAGGUUCUUGCUUCUUCCGGAUGAUUCGGUGACAGUGUGAGGGUUUGUUGUUGCAUUGCAAAUACAGGAUCUCCCAUGUCAUGUUUUUGCACAACCUGCUUCCUCUUUCAUCUGUGAGUCAUCAUAGAAGAGUUAUUGGUGUGAAUGUUUUAGACUACUGCGAUUGUAUUAUAAAAGCACUUAAAUAAAUGUGAUCUUGUGGUUUGA